This is a messenger RNA of Juglans regia (Persian walnut), 1922 nucleotides long. RefSeq names its product molybdate-anion transporter. Gene Ontology annotation, biological process: molybdate ion transport. The record is from RefSeq and is a predicted model, not a curated record. The transcript is spliced from 8 exons. NCBI's taxonomy places the organism in Eukaryota, Viridiplantae, Streptophyta, Magnoliopsida, Fagales, Juglandaceae. Gene Ontology annotation, cellular component: membrane. The coding region runs from base 190 to 1572 and encodes 460 amino acids. Gene Ontology annotation, molecular function: molybdate ion transmembrane transporter activity.
AAAAGAUAAUAAUAAAACAAAAAACACCAAGUGUUCUUCUACCCAUAUCUUUUUUUUUCUUUCUAUAUAUAAUCAUUCUCUUUGCUGAUACCUCAACUCCAUCUCAGUUUUUGCAGAGAGGAGAGGAGGCAUUACCCUCUCAAGUUCGUUCAUUGUUUUUGUUUGCAGAGAGUCUAAGGGAAAGAGAAAAUGGAGAUUUUCUACUAUUUGGUGUUUGGGGGAUUGGGAGCUGUGGUGGCAGCAAUAGAGCUGAGCAAAAACAACAAGGACCGAACCAACACCUCGCCUGCUUUCAAUUCUUUCAAGAACAAUUACCUUCUUGUUUACUCUCUCAUGAUGGCCGGGGAUUGGUUGCAGGGUCCUUAUGUCUACUAUCUCUAUAGUCAGUAUGGUUUUGGGAAAGGGGAGAUUGGACAGCUUUUUAUUGCUGGGUUUGGGUCCUCAAUGUUGUUUGGGACAAUUGUUGGAUCUCUGGCUGACAAACAGGGUCGAAAGAGAGCAUGUGUGACAUACUGCAUAACAUACAUACUGAGCUGCAUCACCAAGCAUUCUCCUCAUUACAAGGUUUUGAUGUUGGGCCGUGUUUUGGGAGGUAUCGCCACUUCUCUUCUAUUCUCAGCUUUUGAGUCAUGGCUUGUAGCAGAACACAACAAGAGGGGCUUUGAACAACAAUGGUUGUCCAUCACAUUCUCAAAGGCAAUAUUUCUUGGAAAUGGUCUGGUUGCCAUUGUUGCUGGGUUGUUUGGUAAUGUACUUGUUGAUUCCUUGUCUCUUGGUCCUGUGGCACCCUUCGACGCUGCUUCGUGCUUUCUUGCCAUUGGUAUGGCCAUCAUUUUAUCAUCCUGGACAGAGAACUAUGGUGAUCCUUCUGAGAACAAAGACUUGCUUACUCAAUUCAGGGGUGCUGCUGUAGCCAUUGCUUCUGAUGAGAAAAUCGCAUUGCUUGGCGCAAUACAGUCACUGUUUGAAGGUUCGAUGUACACCUUUGUGUUUCUCUGGACUCCUGCUUUGAGCCCUAAUGAAGAGGAAAUCCCUCAUGGUUUCAUCUUUGCAACAUUUAUGUUGGCUUCAAUGUUGGGAAGCUCCCUCGCAUCUCGGUUGAUGGCUAGAUCAUCACUCAGAGUAGAGAGCUACAUGCAGAUUGUUUUUGCAGUCUCUGCCGCCUCUCUCCUGCUUCCUAUUCUGACAACUUUCCUGGUUGCUCCUUCCCAGGCGAAAGGCGGAAGCAUCUCAUUUUCGGGCUGUGUUCAACUUCUUGGCUUCUGUGCUUUUGAGGCUUGUGUAGGGAUAUUCUGGCCAUCCAUCAUGAAAAUGAGGUCCCAGUACAUUCCUGAGGAGGCCAGGAGCACCAUCAUGAACUUCUUCCGCAUUCCUCUCAAUAUUUUUGUGUGCAUUGUGCUGUACAAUGUUAAUGCAUUCCCCAUCACAAUUAUGUUCGGCAUGUGCUCAAUCUUCCUCUUUGUGGCAUGUAUCUUGCAGAAGCGGCUCCUGGUGAUUGCCGAGAAGCCAAAGACAGAAGAUUGGACAACAUUGAAGGAAAGGGAUACUGAGGCAGAGCCAUUAAACAUCUGAGUCAUUUGAGCUGACAGACAACUAGGAAUUCUUGGGAGGUCGAAAACCACCACCGUUUUCAUUCCGCUUACUGUUUGAUUGAUGAAGCAUUCAUUUUAAUAGGGAAGGCUAAUAUUGUAUAAGAUAGUGAUCUGCCAAGCAAAGGUAGAGAGGGCUUGGGUGAAGGGUUAUGUAAUCUCUGCGAUUGUAUUUUGGUUGUCAUUAAAUCAAAAUGGUAGUGCAUUAGUUACCUAUUCAAGUAUUCUUCUGGGGAGGAAAGAUCUACUCUUGUGAAGCACAUUGAAACUGCACUUGAUGGGAUCUCUCUUUUAACUUGGAUAAUGUGUAGAUGCAUUUUAUAACCAACUUUA